UGCACAGAAGGCGUCAGUGAUCAGACCAAAUCUUUGCUUGCAUGUUGCAGAAGUAUCCUCCUGCUCAAGGUGUUCUCAGUGAACAGAGGUGUCAUUUAUUCUCUUCUUGGAGCACAGCACUUGCACAGCACUGCUAAAAUGGCUGAGCCAAUCGCUGCUGCAGUUUGCACUGUCUAUUCUAUGGGUUAUUCUGGCUAUUAUUUGACCCAUCUGGCACGUCACCUCACAUAUGGAUGGAGAGAAGCUGAUCCUUCAAGCACAAACCAAACAUCAGCACCUCCUCAGUCUCCCUCUGUUCCUGGAGAAGAGGCCAAAGAGGAGGAAAAGUCCAACCACCCUCCGUCUGUUGCUGCACCACAGCCUGGACAACCUGAAUCAAGUGCAAAACCAGCAUUAGAAGUUGUGCGGUCUCCCUCGGUUCCUGGAGAAGAGGCCAAAGAGGAGGAAAAUUCCAACAACCCUCCGUCUGUUGCUGCAUCACCACAGCCUGGACAACCUGAAUCAGUCCUGCCAGAAGAAGACCAUGGGAAGAUUGCUUUGUUAGACAUGCAGACUCAGGGAGAGCUGUUUCAAACCCAACAGCAGCUAGAGCAGCAAGAGGAAGAGCAGAGAGAGAAUGGGCAGAACAUCAAGACAAAACCGCAAGCACAGCUGCCUGAAGCUCAGAGGAAGACCAAGGCAGCUGAGGAGAGACAUGAGGAAGAAACAAAAAGCAUCCAAGAUGAAAUGAAUCUAUUUCAGCAGAGCGGGGAUCUGCAAAACGAGAUGAGGGAAACAGUGGCAGGAACUCCAGUCAAGAGACUUUCUCUCCCCCUCUGCUUACAGAACAGCAGGGAAAAGCUGCAAGCAGAACUGCAGAGAGCUUGGAGUGAGAUCAAGGCCAUGGGAGAAAGGCACGAGGAAGAAAUGAAAAAUAUCCAAGAGGAUGUGAAUCUCCUACUGCAGCAGAAGGAGACUUUACGAAAGCUGGUGGAAGAGUUGGCGUCUCAUCUGGCAGCCCCCAAACUGUCCCAGCAAGUGAUUGGCAACAGAGCUCAGCAAGGUCAGAGGAACGGACAGGAACGGCCAAGGGAGGAGGUGCUGGAGGUUGAGCACUUACAGAAGAUGAUGGAGGAAAAGAAGACUCAAGAUGAGGAGAUCUACAGAGGCGAACCUGCCAGCGAACCCGUGGCUGCAGCAGCCCCCUCUAAGGAAGCCUCCACUCCCCAGCCUGAAAACUUGACAACAAGCAGUUGGCUCAGCUCAGGCCAGGUGGAAGCUUUUCUGCAAGACAUGGUAGAGGAGGCGUCCCUGAACAUACUGAGGAGAAUGGUGAGCGUGGGAGAUCCUUUGCAGAAAUACAUUGAAUUGGAAAACAUUGGCAGUGGGGCUUUUGGAGCUGUUUGUAAAGCACUUGACACUGCUACUGGAGGACAGGUGGCCAUAAAGAAAAUCAGUCUUCAAGAAACCAGCAAGGAACUAACUCUUAAUGAAAUCGAGGUCAUGAGGACAAAUAGGAAUUCCAACAUUGUUAACUAUUUGGACAGCUACAUUGUGGAGGAGGAACUCUGGCUGGUCAUGGAGUACGUGGAUGGAGGCACUUUAUAUGAUGUUAUCAGUGAGACAUGCAUGUCUGAAGGACAGAUGGCAGCUGUCAGUCGGGAGUGCCUGCAAGGACUAUAUUUCCUUCACUCAAAUGGGGUGAUCCACAGAGACAUAAAAAGUUCAAACAUUCUCAUCAGAACAGACGGAUCUGUCAAGUUGGCUGAUUUUGGCCUCUCUGCUCAGCUCAGCCUUGAUCAGAGUUAUCGAAACUCAGUGAUUGGGACUUCUUGGUGGAUGGCACCAGAAGUUGUGAUAAGCAAACCAUACGGUCCCAAAGUGGAUAUAUGGUCAUUUGGCAUUGUGGGACUGGAAAUGGUGGAAGGAGAAGUUCCUUACCAGAAUGAAACAUCUGUUCUGGCUCAGUACUUGAUAGCCACCGGAGGGGCACCCAAGCUGAAGAACCCCAAGCAAGUUUCCGCUUGGCUGCGUGACUUUCUGACCUGCUGCUUGGAGACAGACCAGGACAGGCGCUGGUCUGCCGAGGAACUCCUGCAGCAUCCAUUUGUAGAAUCAGCCAAGCCUGCCUCCAGCCUCGUGCCGCUUAUCACUGCAGUGAAGAAGUGGAAGGAAGAGACAAGACUCCAACAACCAGUCGAGGACCAUUUUCUUCAGUGGCAGCUCUAGGCAGGACUCAGAAUAAAAACUCCACGA
Lepidothrix coronata (blue-crowned manakin) is the source of this 2235-nucleotide messenger RNA. RefSeq names its product serine/threonine-protein kinase PAK 3-like. Gene Ontology annotation, cellular component: cytoplasm. Bases 139 to 2208 code for a protein of 689 amino acids. The record is from RefSeq and is a predicted model, not a curated record. The transcript is spliced from 16 exons. Gene Ontology annotation, molecular function: ATP binding; protein serine/threonine kinase activity. Gene Ontology annotation, biological process: regulation of actin cytoskeleton organization; regulation of MAPK cascade; intracellular signal transduction. NCBI's taxonomy places the organism in Eukaryota, Metazoa, Chordata, Aves, Passeriformes, Pipridae.